UAUAAAAGGAAGCUAUGGCGAGGUUUCCGCUCCUCUUUGCUUCCCUCCACAGGAUCGAACGCGGGAGGAGCGAGCUUCGUUUCAGCGAAUUUACCGCUUCUGCAAGCCCUGGCUUCUUGAAGUUCGUUUACGUUUGUUUCAACCUUCGCAUUUUUCCUGGAUCUAUUGAGGCAUUUUUCUGCAUUGGAGCUGUUCUUGGAAGCGUUGAUUGUGGAAGAUUUGCAUUUUGAGAGCUUGAGGAGGCAGUGAAGGAUUAGAUCUAGAGACUCAAAUAAGUUACUUCUGUUUGUUUUUUAGGCUGAGCAAUCAUGGUUGGGAGUGUUGAAGUUGAUGUGCUCCCAGGUGAAUUGAAUGGAAAGGUUGAGCCGUUACCCGAGGAAAUUGAUGCAACUACUGUGAUUUCGGAGCCAUUGUCUCCGGUAAAUGAAGAGAUCGUCAGUGAUGAAACUAAGAAAAGCGAUGUGGAGCAAAAAAGAGAGAUUGUAUUGGGAAGGAAUGUUCAUACAAUGUGCCUUGCUGUUACAGAGCCUGAUGCAGACGAUGAGGUAACGGGAGAAAGGGAAGCUUAUAUGGCCAGUGUAUUGGCAAGGUACCGGAAGUCUUUGAUUGAAAGGACGAAGCAUCACUUAGGUUAUCCAUAUAACUUAGACUUUGAUUAUGGUGCUCUGGCUCAGCUGCAACAUUUUUCCAUCAACAACCUUGGUGAUCCCUUUAUUGAGAGCAACUAUGGGGUUCACUCCAGACAAUUUGAGGUUGGUGUUUUAGACUGGUUUGCCCAUCUAUGGGAAUUAGAGAAGGAUGAAUAUUGGGGAUAUAUUACAAACUGUGGAACAGAAGGCAACCUUCAUGGUAUUUUGGUCGGGAGAGAAGUUUUCCCAGAUGGAAUUUUAUAUGCAUCAAGAGAGUCACAUUAUUCAGUCUUUAAAGCUGCACGGAUGUACAGAAUGGAAUGCAUUAAGAUCGAAACUAUGGCUUCUGGUGAGAUUGAUUGCGAUGAUUUCAAAGCCAAACUUCUUCCAAACAAGGACAAACCAGCUAUCAUCAAUGUUAAUAUAGGGACAACAGUUAAAGGAGCUGUUGAUGAUCUUGACCUGGUCAUAAAAACCCUUGAAGAUACUGGCUUUACACAUGACCAGUUCUACAUCCAUUGUGAUGGUGCUUUGUUUGGACUUAUGAUGCCAUUUGUCAAACGUGCGCCAAAGGUCACGUUUAAGAAGCCCAUUGGGAGUGUUAGUGUUUCUGGACACAAGUUUGUAGGGUGCCCAAUGCCUUGUGGAGUUCAGAUAACAAGAUUGGAGCACAUUAAUACCCUCUCGAGGAAUGUCGAGUACCUUGCAUCCCGGGAUGCCACCAUUAUGGGUAGCCGUAAUGGCCAUGCUCCAAUUUUCCUCUGGUACACACUCAACCGCAAAGGAUACAGAGGGUUCCAGAAAGAAGUCCAGAAAUGUCUUAGGAAUGCUCAUUACUUGAAGGACCGCCUCCGAGCUGCAGGGAUUGGUGCCAUGCUUAAUGAACUCAGUAGCACUGUUGUGUUUGAGCGGCCACAAGAUGAGGAGUUUGUUCGCCGCUGGCAGCUUGCUUGUCAGGGGAACAUUGCUCAUGUUGUGGUGAUGCCCAACAUCACAAUUGAGAAGCUAGACAAUUUCUUGAACGAACUAAUCCAAAAACGUUUGACCUGGUUCCAGGAUGGAAAGUCUCAACCUCCUUGUAUUGCGGCAGAUGUAGGGAAGGAAAACUGUGCUUGUGUUCUGCAUAAGUGAUGUAAUAGCUCCAUGACUGUCUUGCUUUUGUUGUUGAUUGUCUGUAGCCAAACAUUUUGGGUUUAAUAGUAAAAUUUAGAGAAGAUAAAUCUAUUAGAAACCUUUUCUGUUCUCAAUCCUC
This is a messenger RNA of Nelumbo nucifera (sacred lotus), 1881 nucleotides long. Its product is annotated as serine decarboxylase-like. The record is from RefSeq and is a predicted model, not a curated record. Gene Ontology annotation, biological process: carboxylic acid metabolic process. NCBI's taxonomy places the organism in Eukaryota, Viridiplantae, Streptophyta, Magnoliopsida, Proteales, Nelumbonaceae. Gene Ontology annotation, molecular function: carboxy-lyase activity; pyridoxal phosphate binding.